ACGUUCGACGAAAUUGUGUCACGGGCUGCUUUCUUCCGAUCCGAUCUGCUCAGCGCCGCUCAUUCGAUCGUGAGGCUUCGAAGAGAAAGGAGGUUUUUUUUCUGUCGACUGUCUUAGGCCCAAACAACACCUAAACGAUGCGGUUUCCCUACACCGUCUGGACGGUUGCGAUCGUGCUGUGCGCGAUUCUGAGCUGCUCCUCCGCGCGAAAGCUGGACAGUAACAUUGCUGCCAACCUCAUCCCCGGCAGCAAUGCGCUGGGCCAGCAGAAGCAAAAUGCCGUCGUCGAUACGUACGAGGACGUUUCCGGUUCGGAAACGCAACAGGACGCCGGAAGCGAAGCGGUGCCGGAGAGCACCGAAACGAACGAAAUCGAGGACGAGGUGGCCAGCCCGGAGGUGGUGAACGAGGUGCUGGAGGAAUCGAACGUGGUGCCGCAGGAAACGGUCAGCGAAGCGUCCGUCGUCAACAUGGACGACUCGAGCCUGAUCAAUCGAUACUGCCGCUGCACCGCGUACGAGUGCAACUGCUGCCGGAACAUCGACGUGCCGCUGUUUCCGGUGAAGGGGCCGGGCUGUGCGGUGAUCCAGUAUCUGGACGGCGAUCGGAUGUCGGUCGGCAUUAAGUUUGCCGAUCGCAUGAUCCUGAACCGUGUCAUCUCGGCCAGGAGAGCGACACCGGUUUGCCUGCCCCUGCCCGGUGGCUACAAUCGUUUCUGCGGGCGCGUUUAUGGUAUUUCCCGCAAGGCGAACGAAGGCUUCAAGGCGUGCCUAGGGUUGGAGCUGCGCGCGGACGACGAGGUGGAGGCGGUGCUGCGAGUGUCCUGCUUUAAGUUUGGCCCACGUGGCCUGUCCGUCAUGGAUCCGGAACCGCUGCCGCCGGUAGAUGAUAUCGACGUGGGGGGUGAUGAGGAGGAUGAGGACGACGAGGACGAAGCGGAGGAGCUGUUCGGUUUUUCGCUCGAUGACGAUGAUGAUGAUGACGACGAUGAGGAGGACGAUGACGAUGACGGUGGUGCCGAUAGUAGUAGCGUGCAGGAGAACGAAACCGAUCAGGGCGAUUCGCCCGACUAUACCGGGUUCAGCUUUCUCGAUCGUGACCUGAUGGGCAGCAUAUUUGGAGUGAAAAAGUUUUGGUAAACCGGGGGCAAGGUUGAAUAAGAAGAU
Anopheles merus is the source of this 1166-nucleotide messenger RNA. RefSeq lists its product as uncharacterized. Lineage: Eukaryota; Metazoa; Arthropoda; Insecta; Diptera; Culicidae. Bases 138 to 1139 code for a protein of 333 amino acids. The record is from RefSeq and is a predicted model, not a curated record. The transcript has 5 exons.